Molecule: messenger RNA, 285 nt
Organism: Letharia columbiana
Lineage: Eukaryota; Fungi; Ascomycota; Lecanoromycetes; Lecanorales; Parmeliaceae
Exons: 5
Coding region: 1-285 (94 amino acids)
Biological process (GO): cilium assembly; microtubule-based process
Cellular component (GO): cytoplasmic dynein complex
Molecular function (GO): dynein intermediate chain binding; dynein light intermediate chain binding
Source: RefSeq, a predicted model, not a curated record
AUGGCAACUGAGAAGAAGGAGAAGCUUGACGCGCAGGUCAAAUCUGCCGAUAUGAGCGAGGAAAUGCAGCGACAAGCCGUGGAGGUAGCCGAGGAGGCCAUGUCUAAAUUUCAAGUCGAAAAGGACAUUGCACAAUACAUUAAGAAGGAGUUCGACUCUCGCGCAGGGGCUACAUGGCAUUGCAUCGUUGGAAGGAAUUUUGGAAGCUUCGUCACACACGAAACGAAGCACUUCAUCUACUUUUAUCUUGGACAUUGCGCAAUUCUGCUUUUCAAGACUCAAUGA